AUGUACGGCAGUAAAACAAGGGAUGAAAGGAAAUAUUAUAACAGGAACAGGUCUGCAAAUUAUAGUAGACACCAACGAGAUGCUGAUGAAGGUGAAAGAAAUCAGUUCAGGUCCUCUCGAUCAGGUCGAGAGUCCAGGCGUGGAAAUAUUAGAUAUGAAAGUACUCAGCGUAUUGAUAAGUACUCAAGGGAUGACUAUGGAACUGACAGGCGCUCUAGAGAUAAAUCUGAUAGUCGGUCACACAGAACAGAGUAUCACAGGCAUAAUGACAGAUAUUUAUCAUCUGAUCGACCACCCUCUGGAGGCCAGUAUGACAAAUCGUACAGAGGGGAUAUAAAGAAUAGGGAGCAGGAUCAAUACCAGGAUAGAGCUGAGAGGACUGAAAAGAGAGAUGGGCCAAGAAGUCCUGGAGACUAUGAGCAUGAUCGUACAUCAUUGAAUGGAAGGAAAGGACAUCCAAAGGAUUCGAGAGUUGAUAAAGACAGUGAAACUGGUCAUAGGAAAGAGACCUACUCGAGAAAUAUAAAGGAAGUGGAAAAUGAGAGCAUAGAGCACAAAAGGAAACAUAAUGAAAGGGAAUAUGAUAAGCGGAAGGAUAGGUUUGAUCGGGGAGAAGGGGAAGAAAGGAGGAAUGAUGCUAAAUAUUCAGCUACUAUGUGUGACAGAGAUGCAAGAGACAACAAUACUCGUGUGGUUGAGGAUUCUUUAUCUAAGAAACAUAAACCGGGUCAUUUGGAAAAGCCAGCUGCAGAAGAUGGUAAGUUUUAUUUUGGAUGGCUUGUAACUUCCCAUUAUUAUGGACGUGUUAAUCUGAUCCAUCGUGAAAAGCUGCCACUAUCCGUGUAGAUGUUGGAGCAUCUCCAAGCUUGAGCAAGGAGAAGAAUGUUGCAGAUGGUAAUUCAGGAGCUGCCGGUUCAUCUAGUUCUCAGGUCGAAGUUAGUCAAGAUUUCAAUGCGGCAAAGGUUGCAGCCAUGAAGGCUGCGGAAUUAGGUACUGUAAAUGACCUCUUCUAUCAUUAUUAUAUGCAUCUAUAGCAGAAAUUCAUGAUGAUUUAUCUUUGUGUGGAACUUUGAUUUACUAUAUCCUAAUGGAAUUGAAUUUUCUUUACUUAAUGGCUAUAGUUGAUGACAGCUUUGUGCAUAAUUUCAUCUAUAAAUACUUCUGGUUUUUAAUAUGUCGGACCUGUUGGUAAUUUGUUCCUACUAAAACCGCAGACACUGAGUGUUCCACUUUGGGUAAUCCAUGGUGGACAUCUUACAUCCCACACUUCCGGCAAGUAAUUUUACGGCUACAAUAACUUCUAAAUCAGAUUCCGAGUACUUAGUUUCAAUUUGACUAACUUAGCGAAGCAGCCUGAAUCCUGGCUCCAAUAAAUUCAAUGAACUUGAAUGUUUCAAAUUUACUGUGAGCAUUUCUAUUUAUUCAUUUAGCAUGAAGCAAGGGGACCCAUGCACUGCUUCCCACAACCCAACCAGCGCCCAAAAGAUAUCAUCGGGCAGCUUCCUAGGCUGAGCAAAAAUGCAGUUUUCGCAAAUCUUACCGGAGUUCUUAGUUUUUGAAAAAACAAAUUGACUGAUUCUGGUUAUUUGUGUUUGCACUGCCUUUUUUUAUCAGAAUUUUCAUCUAAGUUUAUCUGUGUCACAAGCUUCCUUCACUGCACCAUUUUCUCUCUAUUGUUACAUUAGAUCGUGCUGCUACUGCUAAUCACAGUUAAAAAAUUCUGUGUCAUCAGAAUGCGUGUCUUACAAAACUUUAUUAAACUUGCCGCAGAGGUUUCUAUGCCGUUUUUAUGUAAUACUUCAUCAUAGUAUCGUUUGGUUGCAUCAUUUCUUCGAUUUUCCCACAAUCAUGAGGUGACCGAAAAGCUUCCCGUCCAAACAGUUAAUAAGAACCUCACGGGGUGUGGUUUCUUGUCUACCGCUCAAAAGAAGAAGCUGUUGUGGGGUAACAAGAAGAACGAACCACCAGAAGAGGUAACUCAUCUCCACGUACUAUCUAGACUCUUUACUUUUUUUUCACUUGAAAAUCUAUCGUACUAAGCAACAGAAGAGGUGAAUUGGAUCUACUUCCCUCAAAACGCAUUCACUAACUCUUGUUCGUGCAACUAUUCAUCCUCAUGUGACAAAAAAAGUCUGGUAACCGUUGGGAUCUGCCUCUGUUUUCGGACCGGGAGCGGCAGGAGAAGUUCAACAAACUCAUGGUAAUUCCCCACUCCCUUCUCCUGCACAUUCCAUGGCCGCCAUCGGAAUACCCAGUUGGUAUUAGCCUUUCUUCCCCCAUUUCUGUUGGAGCUGCGCAUUCUCUUCGGCAAUGUCAACCCCCUACUGACACACUUCUUAGAGCCUGAGUCUGCCUUGGUGCCUAUGGCCAACUGUAGGGCGUGAAGGGCGAGAUAAAGCUCGAAGCCAAACCCGACGACAGCCUCCGGGCGGAGAAGGAGAAGGAGCUCCAGAUGGACUUGGAGAAGCAGUACACCGCCGGGCUCCGCCGCCGCGACGGAAGAACUGUCGGCCUCGGUCUGUAG
This is a messenger RNA of Spirodela intermedia, 2524 nucleotides long. Lineage: Eukaryota; Viridiplantae; Streptophyta; Magnoliopsida; Alismatales; Araceae. The record is from the annotation of a GenBank genome assembly.